Messenger RNA from Brugia malayi, 1281 nucleotides. RefSeq names its product UPF0017 protein CG3488, putative. The coding region runs from base 1 to 1281 and encodes 426 amino acids. The record is from RefSeq and is a predicted model, not a curated record. Gene Ontology annotation, molecular function: monoacylglycerol lipase activity; acetylesterase activity. Lineage: Eukaryota; Metazoa; Nematoda; Chromadorea; Rhabditida; Onchocercidae. Gene Ontology annotation, biological process: acylglycerol catabolic process; medium-chain fatty acid catabolic process; medium-chain fatty acid biosynthetic process. Gene Ontology annotation, cellular component: sperm flagellum; sperm plasma membrane. The transcript is spliced from 7 exons.
AUGGCGGUAGCAAACACAAUGGCGUUUUUAGAGUCGCUUCUAAAUUGGGUUUCAUUAACGGAUUUUUGGUCGAAUUAUGUUUGGCUUGGAGCAUUUGUUUUGAUUGUUGCGUUAAUCCGUUUUCUCAAUGUACUGAGUUAUCCGGAAAAGCCCUGGGUAACAUAUAUGCAGAAGACAACACUUAGCAAGAAUCAAAUAUCGAUCGGUGAUAUGUUAAAUCGAUGUCCCAUUCUGAACGAAAUUUACUCACCGCCGUUACUAUGGGGUCGAAGUGGUCAUCUACAAACAGCAUCAUACGGGCUGUUCGGGCAUGCAUCACUCAUCCGGACUUACGAUUGUCGGCAUGUUGUGAAGCUGAGUGAUGGAGCAUCAGUCGUAUUUGAUGUUUUCGAACCUGUUAAGCCGCAUUCUUUGAGAAAAGACCUAACACUAGCUUUAUGUCCCGGUAUUGCGAAUACGAGUGAAUCAAAUUACAUCCGCACUUGUGUUCAUUAUGCUCAGGAAAAUGGAUAUCGUUGUGCCGUAUUGAAUCAUCUUGGCGCGCUAAAGCAUGUUCCGCUCACAUCAAAUCGUAUAUUUUCUUACGGUGGAACAGAAGAAAUGGAAGAGAUGAUGGCACGUUUACAUGAAUUAUAUCCGUCCACUCGUUUCUUUUGCGUUGGUUUCAGUAUGGGUGCAAAUAUAACCACUCGUAUGAUUGCUAAAUUAUCGUCCGAUUGUGUUCAGCAUCGAAUUAUUGCUGGACUUUCUGUUGCACAGGGAUAUUGUGCCACAUCAUCACUUUCGCUGUAUCACAAUUGGGAAAAUGGUCGUCGAGCAUAUAAUUAUUUGAUAACGGAAAAUAUGAAACGACUGCUAAGAAGAAAUUACGAUAUGGCAGUAGCACCGCACGUCAGAACAGGUUUAAUAGAUGAACAACACUUGUGGGCAGCAACGUCAAUAAUGGCACUGGAUGAUUCAUACACUCGCCGUAUAUUGGGUUACGAAAGUGUGGAAGAAUUUUAUCGGGACAUCAGUUCCUUAUCAGUAAUUCCGAAGAUUAAAAUACCAAUGAUUUUCGUGAAUGCGUUAGAUGAUCCGCUUAUACCACCUUGUCUCUGGCAUCCGGUUCGAGAAUUAGCUGCAACAAAUGGACAUUUUGGCUUCGUUCUCACAAAACAUGGUGGACAUCUUGGCUUCUUGGAAGGUAGCAGUAUUGCUCCAAACUCUGUCACCUGGCUAGAUCGUUUUAUCGUUGAACUAGCAAAUUCGGUUGCUGUCGCAUAUUAUGAAAAUGAAUGA